UUGGCUUCCAUAAUUUGACACAGCGUUUCUGCUCAACUCAUCACUGUUAUCUUAAGCGUUCUUUGCUCAUCCAUUCUCAAAACCCUUUCAUUUUGUUGCUUUUGUCUUCCGUUAUCUUGUUUUCCUUUCUUUGUGUUUUGCUUGCUCUGUUGUUUCCUUCUCAUCUAUUGCCCUCCACCUCAAAAGUAUCGGCUUCUUACGUUCCUCUACUUUCCACCCAAAAAACCAGAAACCUUUCACUUUCAUUUUUAGUUGCCUCUUUGUUCAUAGCUAUAUAGCUAAUGGAGAAUGCCGCCGUCUCCAAUUUCUCAACGUUUUGAUUAUCUGGAUUGCUCACAUCGUUAUUCUUUUAUUGGUCUUGCUACUUUCAUUUUUGGGUCUGCUUGAUCCCCUGUUGUCUCUGUUCUUCUGUCAUUUGCUUUUCUUGUCUCUUGAAUUUUUUUAAAAAAAUGGAAGUUGGUACUAACGCUGCUGCCAACGUUUCUUCGGAGAUUGCGAAAGGCAUCUUCCAAGAAAUUAAACGCCAUAUCAGAUAUGUAUUCAGCUACAAGAAAAAUGUCGACAAGCUCGAGGAGAAACUUCAGAUGUUGAUGGCAAAAAGAACAAGUGUGAAGCUAGAGAUUGAGACUGCAGAAAGGAACGUGGAGAAGAUAAAACCGGACGUCAAGCUUUGGUGCGAUAGAGUGGACAAGGCAAUCAAUGAAGACGUGAAGGAAGUGAAGGAUCUUCAAGACAAAGCAAAGAACAAGUGCUUCAUUGGCAUGUGUCCCAAUAUUAAGUCUCGCUACCAGCUUAGCAGGAAGGCAGAAAAAUGUGUCAUGACUGUUGACGACCUUAUCCAACAAAAAGGUCAAUUUAACGGAGUGGGAUACCGUGAUGUUCCAGAAGCUAUAUUGGACGCAUCUCGUAAAGACUUUGAGACCUUCAAAUCAAGAGAAAAGGUCUUCAACGAUAUCAUGGAGGCAGUGAAAGAUGCUACUAUCAGCAUGAUAGGGGUGUACGGGUUGGCUGGUAUAGGCAAAACAUCACUAGUCAAGGAGGUUGCUAGACAAGUCCAAGAGCUUAAGGUAUUUGAUUCGGUGGUAACCGUAAAUGUGACUCAGACUCCUGACACUCAAAAAAUUCAAGAUCAAAUUGCAGAAUUAUUAAGUCUCAGACUGGAAGAUAAGAGUACGGUUGUAAGAGCACGUAGACUGUGUGAAAGGUUGAAGAAAGAGAAGAAGGUUCUUGUUAUUUUAGAUAAUAUUUGGAAGAAACUGGAUCUUGAGGAAGUUGGAAUUCCAUUUGGAAACCAACACAAGGGAUGCAAGAUAUUGCUGACGUCAAGAGAUCAAAAUGUUCUCUCCAAUGGGAUGGAUUCUCAGAAAACUUUUUCAAUUGGUGAUUUAGACGAUGAAGAGGCUUGGGACUUGUUUAGGAAGAUGGCUGGGGCCAGUGUCAAAAGUCCUGAGUUUCGAUCUACAGCAAUUGAGCUAGCCAAAAGAUGUGCAAGAUUGCCGCUGGCCAUUGCAACAGUUUCAAGGGCAUUGAGAAAUAAAAAUUUAUUUGCUUGGAAGGAUGCUUUACGGCAACUACAGAGGCUUUGCUCAGACAAGUUCAGUGGGAUAUCCGCCCCUGUAUAUUCAGCUAUAGAGUUGAGUUACAAUCAUUUAGAAAGUGAAGAACUUAAACAGGUUCUCCUGCUUUGCAGUCUAGUGCUUUGUGGUUCAAUUGAUGACUUGUUGAAAUAUGCCAUUGGUUUGGGUUUAAUUAAUGGUGUCAACAGCAUGAUGGAAGCACGAGAUAAGUUGUUAACAAUGGUGAGUAACCUCAAAGACUCGUGUUUGUUACUUGGUAGUAACACCAAUAACAGUUGUUUUGAUAUGCAUGAUCUUGUUCGUGAUGUCGCCAUGUCAAUAGCUUUUAAGGACAAUCACGUCCUUGUAUUAAAUGAGAAGCGUGUUUCGAAAGAUUGGCCUGAUGGAGAGACAAUGAAAAUGUGGAACAAGAUUUGUUUGAAUUCUCCUAAUAUUGGAGAGCUUCCUGACCAGUUGAAUUGUCCACAGCUUGUUCUUUUACUUAUCUUUAGCAAGGAUCCUUCCCUGAAAGUGCCACCUAACUUCUUUAGGGAAACAACAAAUCUUAAGGUCUUAGAUUUGACAUAUAUGCAUUUGUCUUCUUUACCUCCGUCAAUUUGUCUUCUAACUAGUCUUCUUACACUGUGUCUAGAUCAAUGUGAAUUUGGAGAUAUAGCCAUUAUUGGAAAGCUCAAGAAUUUAGAAAUUCUUAGCCUUUUGAAAUCUGAUAUCAAAAUACUACCUAAGGAAAUUGGGCAACUGGUUAAGUUGAAGUUAUUAGAUUUAAGUUAUUGUACUAAACUUAAAAUAAUUUCACCAGGCGUCUUAUCAAGUUUGUCCAAAUUAGAAGAAUUACAUAUGGGUGGCACUUUUAUUCAAUGGGAAGUAGGGGGCCAUGCCAACCAACGAAGCAAUGCUAGUCUUGCUGAAUUGAAAACACUGUCUAGUUUAACCACUUUAGAAAUCCAUAUUCCUGAUGUCGAGGCCAUGUUAGGGGUCUUGCUCUUUAAAGAGUUGCAAAAGUUGGAAAGAUACAAGAUUUUCAUAGGAAAGGAAUGGGAGUGGUUUGAUGAGUAUGAGUAUUCAAGGACUCUGAAGCUCAAAUUAAGUACAAGUAUUGAUCAUUUGGAUCAUGGAAUUAAGUUGCUAGUGAAGAAAACUGAAGCUUUAUAUUUAGAUGACCUUGAAAGUGUCACGAGUGCAAUGCAAGAGUUCAAAGAUGAAGAAAACUUAUCACAUUUGAAGAAUCUUCAUAUCCAAAAUGAUUCAGUGAUCAAAUAUAUCAUUAAUGAUAAUGGUGUAGUUGAUAAAAAUGAGUUUCUUCAAUUACAAUCUUUGACACUUCAAAAUCUAUCUAAGCUCAUUAGCUUUUGUUCUGAAGACGAAAACGGCUCAACCUCCAGGGUUCAACAUGAGUUGCCUUUAUUUAGUGAAAAGUCGUUGUUUCCUUGCUUGGAGAAUUUGCGGUUGUCCUCAAAAGUUGAAAGGACAUGGCAUGAUUCUUUCUGCAAUCAUGAGAAUUUGACAAGAUUGAUCAUCGAGGGGUGUGGCAACUUAAAACGUUUAUUAUCAUUUUCUAUGUCUAGGAAGCUUGUGCAUCUCAAAUGCUUUGAGAUAAUUGGAUGCAAGUGCUUAAGAGAGAUAAUUUUUGCAGAGGAUAUAGAGGAAGAAGCGAAAGAUAACAUUUUAUUUCCUCAAUUAAACUCUCUAAAGUUACAGCUUCAGCAUCUCAUUGGAUUUUGGUUAGGACAUCGGAAUAUUGAAUUUCCAUCCUUGAAGUCACUACAGAUAGAGAAAUGCCCAGCUAAAGGGUUCAUAUACGAAUCUACAAUGGAAGGGAGCCAAAGUUUUUCUAGUCAAGUUCUCUUUGACGAGAAGGUUGCUUUUCCUAGUUUGGAGAAAAUUUCUAUUUCUAUGAGAAACAUGAAGAUGAUAUGGCAGAACAGACUCGCUGCGAAUUCCUUUCACAAACUGCAAGAAAUGGAAGUUGAAGAAUGUGACGAGCUAUUGACCAUCUUUCCAUCUAAUAUGUUGAGAGCAUUUCAAGGACUGCAAACUCUAAAAGUUAACAAAUGUGUUUCGGUAGAAGAGGUGUUUGGUGGAAGGUCAAAUAUGGAAGAAACAGGUGCUGUCACCACUCAACUAAGAGAGUUGUAUAUUUGGGAUCUACCAAACCUUAAGAAUAUUUGGAAAAAUGAUCCCAAAGGAAUUUUUACAUUUGAAAAUCUGCGGUAAUACGGGCAGUGUUUGAGUCUGAAGAAUGUAUUUCCAGCCUCUGUAGCCAAAGUUCCACAACUUAGAGAUCUUCUGAUAGGUUUUUGCGGAGUGGAGGAGAUUGUUUCCAAGGAGGAACAAUUGGAAACGGCUGUCACUUUCGAGUUUGAUCAAUUAUCCUCCCUUUACCUUUAGCUACGAGAACUCAAAUGUUUCUACCCGGUGCAUGUGACAAAGUGGCCGAUGUUAAAAAAGUUAAAAGUACAUGACUCUGGCAGAAUAAAGAUAUUGGGCACAGAACGUCUAAGCAUUCCAGAUAUGGCUAAAGUCGAUGGACAACUUGAGUCCACAGUAAUCCAUCCACCCCUUUUGUUGGCAGAAAAGGUCAUCCCUAGAUUAGAAACAUUGUCAUUAAAUAGUGAUGACGUUGCGAUGGUAAAUGGUAGUGAAUUGUCAAGAAGCCUUUUUGGUGAAAUAAAAGUUCUUUGGGUAUGCAACAACCCUGGUAACUCAGUUGUUUCCCCAGUUACUUUCCUUGAAAGAUUUGACAAUCUAGAAAAGCUUGUGGUGAUUUGUUAUGAAUUCAAAGAGCUGUUCUGCAAUGAAAGAGAUGCUGGGACAAUACCGACGAUCAGAAGCUUAAAAUUGAUUCGUCUUCAUAAUCUCAAACGAUUAUGGAGUCAGGACGUACAAGUAGACCGCAUUCUCCCUAAUCUGGAAACUCUUAAAGUCUACCAUUGUGAAAAACUGAUUAGUUUAGGAUCAUCCUCAGCAUCAUUUCAAAAUCUGUUGACGUUGGAUGUGUGGAGCUGCAAAGCAAUGAUCUGCUUAGAUACAUCUUUAGCAAUCCAAAGUCUGGCCCAACUCAAAAAAUUGAGGAUAAUGGAGUGCAUUUCCAUGAAGGAAAUAGUUGGAAAUGAGGGUGAUGAAGCAACAUACAACAUUAGUUUCAGCAAGUUGAAAAGUUUGGAACUCCGUGAUUUACCACAAAUUAAAAGCUUUUGUUCAGGCAACCACACAUUUGGGUUCCCAUCUUUAGAAGAAGUAAUUGUGAGCAAAUGUCCCGAAUUGGAGAUUUUUUGUAAGGGAGUUUUAGAUGCCCCAAUGCUGCAAAGAGUGCAAGAAACACAUGAAGAUGAUAAGGGACAUUGGGGUGGUGACAUUAACACCACUGUCCAACAAUUGUACGCCGAAAAGGUUGGAUACAAAGGAGUGGAGUAUUUAGUACUCUCCGAAUUUUCUAAUUCAUUAGAAUUAUGGAAGCAAAACUUUCGAGGAGUUUUAGAUUUUGUAAAUCUUAUAUAUUUAGAAGUUUGCGACUGUAGUAGCUUGAAGUACAUAUUUACAGUUACCAUGGGUUUGGAGCUUCAGCAAUUGAGAGAGAUGAAAGUAAAAAAUUGCCCUAUGAUGGAGCAAAUUAUCACAAAUGAAGAAGCAGCAAAGAAUUCAAUUAAGUUACCCAGGCUUGAGUCUAUAACUGUUGAGUCAUGUUCCAACCUGAGGAGCUUUUGUUUGGGAAGUAUUACAAUGGAAUGUCCAUCUUUGCGAUCUAUCAAUGUAGAUAAUUGUCCACAAAUGUUAGCAUUCGCAUCUGCAUUUGUAGGAAAGCAGGAUAAAGAGAGAGUUGCACCCUUUUUCGAUGAUAAGCAGGUGGCUUUCCCUCAGUUAGAGGAAUUGAAAAUCAUACAUAUGGCAAACUGCAGGAAGAUAUGGCCUGAUCAGCUUGUUGGUGAUUCAUUUUUCAAGCUAAAUCUUCUCUGGGUGUACGAAUGCAAUGGACUUUUGAACAUUUUUCCACUUAGUAUGAGGGCAAGACUCCAAAAUCUAAAGGAUUUCCAAAUACGUGGUUGUGAGUCAUUAGAAGAAAUAUUUGAACCCCAAGCGCUCAAUGCUAGCGAAUUUCAUACAAUGACAGCCAUUCAAUCCAUUGUGGAAGAAACAACUACUAAUUUUGUAUUUCCUGCACUAACAUACCUUGAACUUCACAAGCUGCCAAGAUUGAGGAGUUUCUACUCUCGGAUACAUACUAUGGAGUGGCCAUCAUUAAAGAAAAUGUGGAUAUAUGGAUGUGAUAAAGUGGAGAUAUUUGCUUCACAAAAUCUUCUAAGUUCCGGAGAAUCAACAAAUCAGCAACCCCUGUUUUGGGUAAAUGAGGUUACAUUCCGCAAUCUAGAAGAAUUAACAUUGGAGUGCAAUGGCAUUAUGAAAGAGAUAUGGCAUGGACAGCUUAAAGCAGAGUGUGAUGGAGGGAAAGGAGGCAUUGUUUUUACCCGACUGAAGUCUUUGAAACUAAGUUGUCUACCAACAUUGGCUAGCUUCUGCUUAGGGGAUCAAAACUUUGAAUUCCCUACCCUCGAGAAAAUGAUUGUGAGAGAAUGCCCAAAGAUGAAGAUUUUCUGCCAAGGAGAUGUAAGCACACCACAAUUGCAAAAAGUGGCAUGGACCAAAAAUGAAGAUGAAGAAAAAGGGUGGUGGGAAAGUGACCUUAAAACUACUAUAAAACAAAUAUUUGAAGAAGGGAAUAUCGAAAAUUCUGAAGACAGUUGAAUUUGACCUUUAGUUGCUCAAGUUGGAAGAAGGAAAUAUUGUUUUUGUACUUGCGAGACUCUACAUGUUCCUUGGAUUGAAGUGAGAUGAUGACAGAAGAAUGAAUUGCACAAAUCGACUCCGCCGACGGUGGCGUGUCGCGGAGCUCUACAAAGGGUCGACAGAGAGCUCUCAAAACGCAACUUUAGAACCGCUCUCUCUCUCCUCAAAUACCUUCAACGCCAAACCGAUGGCCUCUGCGCCUUCAGCACCGCCAAAUAGGUACCUAAGAAGCUUUCGGACGAAUUGGUAAUCAACGAGGUCGAUAUAUCUUGUCCUAAACCAACGGUUGAUUUGGUGUCGGAUUCAAUUAAAAGAUGCAUUCAGUGUUCUUUACAAGAAGAGAUUUUAAGUAAUGAAAGCAAUGAUUGCUCCUAUUUUUUUGAACAUUACCGUCGUUUCUGUUUACAUCAUGAAGUUGGUCAUUGUCUAAUUGGUUAUUUGCUGGGGGUUCUUCCACAAGGUUAUAAAAUACCAAGCAUAGAGGAGUUGCAGGAUGAUAGAUUUGACGCUGGAAGUGUAGUCUUCACGAGAUUGAGUCUCUUCAAGUAAAAAAUUGUUGUGAUUACUUUUCUUCAGCCAGAGUUCGUAGCAUUUCGAACAAGUACUUUGACUUCCAAAAGAUCACUGAAGAUGAGAAAAGAAAUGUGGGAAGAGAGGAAUAACAGGCAUGCUAACCUUGACAUUUCUCAGAACUCAAGCUCUGUUCCCAAGACAAAGCCUCAUAGACUCUGAGCAAAUUUUCAUGCGUGGUCUUAGGAGGCCUAGUAGCUGAGCAUCUACAAAUUUGGAUGCAUAUAUAGAGGGACCCAAUGGCUGAUGUUAACAAGAAGCAUCUGGAUAAAGUACGUAGACGGUUGGGCUACACAGAAAGUCAAGCAGAUGAUCAAGUUAGACGUGCUGCACUGAAUGCUGUUUUAAUCUUGCACCGCUAUAAUGAAACUAGAUCAAGACUAGUGUAGGCAAUGGCAGUGGGGAGAUCAAUUGGCCAAUGUAUUAAUACAAUAGAGGGGGCUGUUGUUGGGAAGGAAACCUAGUUGGUAUGUUGACCAACAUCACAUUAAAUCAACUGAGUUUACCCUUUAGUUGCUCACGUUGGAAGAGUGAAAUAUUGUUUUUGUCAACUAAGUUUAGGGUAGCUGAACAACCCCCACAAUCAUCAUCUCGACUGUGAGAAAUUGAAUGCAAACUUUAUUAACUCUGCCCAAUUAUCAGAUUGGCUUUAGAAUUAUUUGAUUGGGGUUGAAUGAUCUGUGUUCAUCUCAGUUUUUGGCAUCGACUAAGAUGUAAAAACAUUUUUUGUGAUUUUCUCUUUUUUAAAUCCUGAAAUGUUUGUUGUUUUUUCUUUCAA
This is a messenger RNA of Theobroma umbraticum, 7707 nucleotides long. Lineage: Eukaryota; Viridiplantae; Streptophyta; Magnoliopsida; Malvales; Malvaceae. The record is from RefSeq and is a predicted model, not a curated record.